This is a messenger RNA of Vitis riparia (riverbank grape), 596 nucleotides long. RefSeq lists its product as uncharacterized. The transcript has 4 exons. NCBI's taxonomy places the organism in Eukaryota, Viridiplantae, Streptophyta, Magnoliopsida, Vitales, Vitaceae. The coding region runs from base 135 to 596 and encodes 153 amino acids. Gene Ontology annotation, molecular function: transcription corepressor activity. Gene Ontology annotation, cellular component: nucleus. The record is from RefSeq and is a predicted model, not a curated record.
CCUCCCUUAGCUUUCUCUCUCUACUUUCUCUCUCCUCCGAAGUCCUCAAGAAUUCAACCAUCGUAUCCAUGAAAGCUCCAGUCCCUCAUACGAAUUUUGCUUUUUCACGUGGGUUUUAACGUUCAAGUCCUUCCAUGGAGGGGGAUUCAAUGCAAUUGGAUAGCAUGGAUGGUGUUGAAAAUGAAUCUGCCAAGCAUUUCCCGCCUCCAUGUUCUUCUGAUAUAGGUGAUAGCUUUGGAGAUCCACAGGUACAUCCUCGAGUUGGAGAAGAGUACCAGGCGAAAAUUCCACCUCUAAUAGAAGAAUACACUCACUUGCAGCUUACAUUGAAGUCAGCUGAAACAGAGGUCAAAGAUGAUGUUUCAGACUCUUUUCUAUUAGGAUUACCCAUCCCAGUCAUAUGGCCCCAUGAUGAAGCUGAAAACACCAAACAGCAUGCAUUGGAAUUCUGUGGUAGUCAAGCUGAUGCAGUUCAUAUAAAUGGGAAUUCAGAAUUUGUAAAGAGUGUAGAAAGCCAAAUCACCUCACACAGCCUGGAUGCAGAAGUGUUUAUUGAUCGUCUGGAUACCAUAUUACAUGAGAAGAAGAUGUGCUAA